Molecule: messenger RNA, 714 nt
Organism: Eruca vesicaria subsp. sativa (arugula)
Lineage: Eukaryota; Viridiplantae; Streptophyta; Magnoliopsida; Brassicales; Brassicaceae
Source: the annotation of a GenBank genome assembly
AUGGGUCAGAGUGUUACCGUUGGUGUUGACGAUUCUUGUAACCAGAGUCUUUGUAAAGUCGAGAUUAAGCCCUGGCUGUUCACCAAACGUAAAGGGUCGAAAAGCUUAGAGGCGUAUUCUUGUAAGAUCGAUGUUUUUUGGGAUCUAUCUUCAGCGAAAUUCGGAUCAGGACCUGAAGCUUUGGGAGGAUUCUAUGUGGGUGUUGUUGUGGACAAAGAGAUGGUUCUGCUUCUUGGUGAUAUGAAAAAAGAAGCUUUCAAGAAGACCAACGCUUCUUCACCUUCGUCUCUAGGUGCGGUGUUCAGCGCCAAGAAAGAGCAUGUCUUUGGUAAGAGAGCGUUUGCGACAAAAGCUCAGCUUUGUGCUGAUGGGAAAACCCAUGAUCUUGUCAUUGAAUGUGACACGAGUGUUACUGAUCCGUGUCUCGUUGUUCGUGUGGAUGGGAAGACGUUGUUGCAGGUGAAGCGGCUUAAGUGGAAGUUUCGUGGCAACGAUACAAUAGUUGUGAAUAGAAUGGCUGUGGAAGUUCUGUGGGAUGUUCAUAGUUGGCUCUUUGGGAUGCCUUCAGCGGGAAACGCAGUGUUCAUGUUCAGGACUUGUCAGUCUUCUACGGAGAAGAGCUUGUCUUUCUCACAGGACAUUAUGGCAACAACAAACUCCAAGUCUCAAAGUUUUGGUUUUUCUUUGAUUCUGUAUGCUUGGAAGAACGACUAG